Messenger RNA from Leishmania braziliensis MHOM/BR/75/M2904, 1758 nucleotides. RefSeq lists its product as hypothetical. The record is from RefSeq and is a predicted model, not a curated record. The coding region runs from base 1 to 1758 and encodes 585 amino acids. The transcript has a single exon. Lineage: Eukaryota; Euglenozoa; Kinetoplastea; Trypanosomatida; Trypanosomatidae.
AUGCUAGAGUCGCUGACGGUGCUGCACCAUGCGAGCAACAGCAACGCGUUGGAGGAGGACCUCGGCGGCGCAGCACCUCUGCUACUGACUCGUAUUACAUCCUGGUGGAAGCUGCGCUAUGGCGCGUGGGUGACCGACUGCGUGUCCUCGAUGUCCAGCGCGUCUACAAAAACUGCUGCUGCUGGUGCUGCUGCUGCCGUUGACGCUGCGCAGAAGACUUCCGCGAGGAGCGGGGCCGCUUCCGCUAUUCCUCCGUCCGCGACGGCGUCAGGCUCCAACGCAAACGUUGCCCCUGACGGACCGUCCCUGCCAAGGGCGUCCUGUCUCUCUGGCUCAACGGCACCUUCGUCGGAGCUGCUGGCCCAGAUUGAGGCAAUUACGCUGUUUCUGCGCGGUUCUCGCUUUCUCCUUCAGUUUGUGGAAGGUGGCGGGGUCGCCACGCUAACUCACUGCCUGGAAACAACGGCGCACGCAUCGCUGCCGUCGUCGACGUCGCUGCCAGCUAGUGCUGCUGCGGCUACUUCAUCGAUGCCGGCUCUGUUUGUGCUGGAGCGGCGAGCCAUAACUCUGCUGCUCUUGCACGUGGUGAAUGCAGGUCGCGUGUAUCGCGAGAUGGUGGGCGACAAGGAGGGCCUGCUGCACGUGUUGCGAACGCUGCAGCUCGAAACGGAUGCGCUGGUCGCCGCACCUCUGACUGAAUUGCUGGCCGUGCUUGGCCAGGGUCAUCCACGGAUGGCGAACAUAGUUCAGACGGGGCUGCUGCGCGUGUUAGCCGACGCGGUGCAAUCGCCAGAAGACUUGACGACCCCUGGUGCGAAGAGCUUAGCGGGGCCGUGGCGCGUUUCUGAAGUAGCGGUGCUGCAUACCGCUCGCGCCCUCCGCGCGCUGCAGCUGCAGAGGGAGCAGCAUCACUACGCUCAGUUUUACCUCGGUGGCUGCACAGAUGCUGCUCUGGGGGCCGGUGCAGACUAUGUGCCCAUUGUUGGCAUGGACUGUGCAUCAAAUGCGUACAACACCGCGGAGACGGCAGCUGGACCACCUUCUGGCAGCUCCUACGCCUGCGACGCUCUCCUGCGUCCACUCAGUCGCGGCGAGUACCUCGAUACGCUCUUCCAGCUCGCCCUCGACGACCAGCAUAAGGCGCUCCAAGUCGAAGGGAAUGAGUUGUUGUGCCUGGCGGCGAAGAGCCUGCACUUCACACAGGACAUCUUGACACGCUGUCUCGACGUGGUUGACAGCGAUGAGUAUGUCAUCCGCGGUGAUGAUGCGGACGCCAACGCGCAGCAGGAGCGACUGCAGCGUCAGCGUCGACAGCUUUCGUGCGGUCGCACGGCAGUAUUACUUCUUAUCUCGCGCCCCAUGACAAGCCAGCGGCGCCAGCUGAUGCUGAGUCUCGUGUUGCAGCGCAGUGGAUAUUUAACCUUUCUCAAGCACCUGCGCUUGACGAAACAUGGUGACACAGCCACCGUGGUCGACUGCUGCCACGCACUGCAGUUCAUUGUGCGCGCCGCGGCGGAGAUGCAGCGCCAGGACAUGGAUCGCUGUGGUGUCUCGAAGCUGAGGGCAGUCAGUGGUGCUGACAGCGACUCUACCUCUGGUGCGAUGUGGCUGCGGGUAACGGAAGGAGUUCAGGCGGCGCUCGGUGAAUCGGUGUUUCAGCUGCUCCUCUUUCAGAAGUUGUCGGAGUCGGACUGCAUGGGAGUCUUGAGGGCUGCUCGUGCCGCAGUGGUGCCUGUCGGCGGCUCUGAGGCCUUUUGA